This is a messenger RNA of Monodelphis domestica (gray short-tailed opossum), 7724 nucleotides long. The record is from RefSeq and is a predicted model, not a curated record. NCBI's taxonomy places the organism in Eukaryota, Metazoa, Chordata, Mammalia, Didelphimorphia, Didelphidae.
AUGACCAGGUAAGUUUUAUUCCAUGAAUUCCUGGAUGAUUCAAUAUUAGGAAAAUUAACAAAAUAAUUGACCAUUUCAAUAACAAAACCAACAGAAACCAUGUGUUUAUCUCAACAGAUGAAGAAAAAGCCUUUGACAAAAUACAACACCCAUUCUUUAUUAAAAACAUUGGAAUAAAAGAAGCUUUCCUUAAAGUAAUAAAAAACAUCCAUCUAAAACCAUCAGCAAAUAUUAUCUGUAAUGGGGACAAGCUAGAACCAUUCCCAAGAAGAUCAGAUGUGAAGCAAGGAUGCCUAUUAUUACCACUGCUAUUUAAUAUUGCACUAGAGAUGCUAGCAAUAGCAAUAAGAGCAGAAAAGGAAAUUGAAGGAAUUAGAAUAGGUUAUGAGGAAACAAUUGGAAGAUGAUGUGUUGGAAUACAUAGACAACCAAAAAAAUAGAAAUAAUUAACAACUUUAGCAAAAUUGCAGGAUGUAAAUUAAAUCCACAUAAAUUAUCAGCAUUUCUAUUUACAACCAAAAAAGUUCAACAGCAAGAAAUUAAAAAAAGAAAUUCCAUUUAAAAUAACAGUAAACAAUACAAUUUUAACUGCAGGGUAUACUUGCCAAAAGAAACCCAGCAAUUAUAUGAACACAACUACAAAACAUUUUUGACACAAAAAAAGAUGGAUACUCAAUAACAAAAAGGUGUUCAAAAUAUUCUUAGAAAGAAAAUCAUACCUAAAGAAUUAUUUGCUUUUCAAACACUCUAAACAAUAGAUAAAGAAGAAUAAACAAAUACAGCAACCAAGGACAAUAGCAACAAAAUAAUAGAGGUCAUUAAGAGAUUUUUUUUUUCUAAAUAUAUACAAGGAGACAAAGGUGAAAGCAGAAGUCAAAUGUUAAAAAAAAAAGUGUCUUCUUGUGAGGAAUAUGUGAUAUAUUAUUAGGGUAGGUUACCUUGGGCUGUAUUUUGAGCUCCUAUGUUGUUUGAGUCAUUGAUUAUUUCAUGCCCUCUAGCAUUUUCUAUUCUACCAGUUAUUUUUGCUGUGCCAACCAUAAAUUCUGCUUUAUUGUUCUUAUUUCUCUUUUAAACCAUUCAGAAAAAAUGUGCUGUGAUCCUCUCUUGAAAAUCUACAGGGUCUUCUGCUUCAUGAAGUUUUUAACAUUCCCUUUAUUUUACAGUAUUUGUUCAUAGAUGCCUGAACUCUUUUACAAGAUUUGGAAGCCAUAUUUCCUUCUGCUUUUAAUGUCUUCCCUUUUGGUUUACUGGCUUUUCUCAAAAUCUUUGAUUUUUCUUCCUCCUGAAAUCUUUGAAAAUUUCCAUUCCCACCACUGCAUCUUUUUUCUCCUAUUGUUUAUUUUUUUAUUCCCUCACUUCUGAUGGAGGUUUUCCUGGGGGGCUGAUCUCACAGUGUCUCAGUCUCAUUGCACACUGAGCAAGUCAUGGUUCAUUAGCCUAGGUCUAUGACCUAAGUGACUUCUGUGAGAGAUAAAAUUAGCCCCAGCUGCAUACUAGAUUCUUUCCUUUAGGCUUAAUGGAAUAUCACAUCGCUCUCUGCACACAAGUUCUGCCAUCCCUUCCCUCUGUUCCCCAGUUUUCUGGCCCAGGGCAUAGAGCUACAGAGAACUACCACCUUGCAAUCACAUUCUAAGAAUAUUUCUGCCAUUUGGAAUUUGGAUCUCCAUGGGACUGGUAUGAAAAGUGUGGAUUUGAGCUCUGCUCCUAGCCUAAUCAUGUAUAUUGCCCUGGACCUUUCGUUCCCCAGAUCAGGCAGAAUUUGGUUGCAGUACAGAACAGUGCCAUUCAAGGCCUAAGCACAUUUCUUCCAUUGCUAGUUUAGAGUCUCUUCUCCAUUGGGAGGGAUGGAGGAACUUUUGGGGUGUGGAGUUGAGUUUCAACCCUGUGGUUGAACUCAUACAGGAAGUAUGAUGGAACUGAGGGAGAUAGAGAAGGGGGAGAGAAAAAGAGAAAGAUGGGUGAAGAGAGUGAAAGAGAGGAAAGAGACAGAGAGAAAGAUAGAGAGACAGAGAGAAAGAGAGAGAGGGGGGAGGGAGAGAGAGAGAGAAAGAGAAAGAAAGGAAGAGAAUGGAGAGAGAGAAAGAUAGAGGGAAAGAGAGGGGAAGAGAAGGGAAUCGAGAGAGAUAAGAACUUAGUGAGCACCUAUUAAGGAUUAACAGCCAUAUUAUCUAUUAUUCAUUUAUUAAGUUUUUACCUUGUUUGGGCUCUUAAAGAUAGUUGAAAUUGCUUUAUCUCUGGUGUAUAAUUCCUAUUUUGGAGAGAUUUGAGAGAUGGUAAAGAUUAUAGAUAAUGUCUAACAUGCUCUCUUCUUGGUCAUGUAAACUAGAAGUCCUUGUAAUUGAGUAUCAAGUGAAGAUUAAAUGAGAUAAUGUCAUACAGAAUAAAGGGAAUGAGAAAGAUUUUCAAAAUAUUAUUUAACAUGGUUAUUUUACAUUUAAAUGUCCUACUUCAAAUCCCAGACAUAGAUAUACCGCUUCUAACAAGCAUCCCUCGAUAACCCAACCCUAGGGUUUUAUUUUUAAUUACUUGAACAUAUCUGCACAUAAUCUGCAUAUACUCUUAACCAAUCCACUCCAGAGCAUUAUUAAACAACCAUACCUGGAGUACUGCAACAUGAGAGCUGUCUCUUAACAUUCAUAAGUGCCAUCAGAGUAGUACAAGGUUUUUUGUACUAUUUGUUCUGGAGACAGAAGAGAAAUUGAUGACAUAUGAAUGGAGAGCAUCAGGGAAGGCUGACAUUUGAAUCGUGAUUAAAUCUUUUUUUUUAUUUUUUGCUAAUUACAUGUAAUAACAAAUUUCCACAUAAAUUUUCUGACAUUAUAUGAUCCAAAUUGUCUCGCUCCCGGAGCUGGCAAGCAAUUUAAUCUGGGUAAUACAUACACUACAUGAUUCAAUCUUUUGUAGAAAUGUAUUAAAUAGUGAUGUGAGCAGGUUUUUUAGUUCUGAAACCUAGUCUAGAAAGCCUUAUCUAGAAACAGUAGGGAACCAUGGGGAAAGCUCCCAGGAGAGUAGGAUGAUUUGGAACUUAGUCCCUCAGGAAGCAGGUCUAAACUCAAUUAGCUGGGCCAGAGAAAAGGGGCCACUGUUUGGUCAUCCUAAAAUGAAUCUGUUCUCCAUACCAAGGGAAUCCUGGAAACCGGGAGAACUUCAAGAGAUCUCCUAGAACUCAUCUUUGAAACAGAACAAGCUCAGCAAAUGAGGAAAGAAUCUAGACUUAAAGAGGAAGCAACCUAAGAGGCGGAGUCCUCAGUGCUAAGCCCUGGCUUUACAGAGGGUGGAAAUGAGACCUAGAGAGAGGCGAAAUGCUUUGCUCAAGAGGGUCCAACCGCUAGUCAGUGUAAGAUGGAACCGGAAGCAAAGUCUUCCUGAAGACCAGCACUCUCUGCGGCUUUCCACGCUGCCUCUCAAGUCUUAGAAGACAAAGAAGGGGAUCGUGGCAGACCAGCCUGGGUGCUGUGCAGGGUGGGGCAUGGGGGCUCCAUGGUCUUUAGGCAAACCAGCUGGGAUACCCCAACAAACCAAAAACAGUCUAUUCCCUGAAAAAAGCAAAACGACCCAAAGAGAGAUUCUGAUGGACAGCAGAUGUCUGUCAGGCCUUUCUUUGUAUUCUUCAUUUGCAGCCUAGAGCUGCAGAUUUUCUCCUCCCCAGGAGAGCCUUCUCUACACUAACACUGGAGGCAGAGAGACAGGCUGACCAAGUCCUGAAGCUCCCGGCUACUCGCGGUGAAGUGUUUAUGGAAGCCGCCAGGUGGCGCUCACAAUUUAAGUUGCUCCAGUUCCUUCCCUUCGCACAGAGGGGUCCCCAUCUCCCGCCUUUGGAGCGGCUCACAAAUCAGUUGUUCUAUUGCGUCUGGUCUUGCUUUAGGGGGGAGGGACUAUGAAGCUAAUCCUAAUUUCUUGGCUUGCCUGAUCCCAUCAUCACGGAGACUCCGAUGUCUUACCCAUAAUACUCUCACAGUCCAUUAGAGAUCAUUUACUGACAGGAAUAGAAAUCGAAAGACGCAGCAUCCGAACACCUGAAGCGCUGAGUGUCCCUCCUCCUCCUCCGAAGGUCUAAAAGUGCGAGCAGCUGCAGGGGGAGCGAAGACGGGAAUCAUCUGCAGCUGAAGUUUUUCCAAGGGAGCCGAUUCCUCCAGAGCCCUUUCGCAAAGGAAGGCUAUGAAAGCAUCCCCCAAAUCAGCCACAAGAAGAGAGAAAGGGUUUGCCGUUUCCGAGGGGCAGUUUCACCCGAACGCCAGCUGUUACAUCAUCGCCUUCCUGGUCCGUCAGCCCUGGAAACUUGGAACCUGAAGACCCCUUCCAAGUCCCAGUGCGAGGGCGUUCACGUGACCCGUCCUGCCCCAGGGCUUGGGGGUUCCUAGACUCCUGGGCGAGCUCACUCUCGCAGGCAUCUUUCUUUGACUUCUGUAGCCUCCGUGGAGUUUCCUGUGAUAUCAUUCCAGCAGUGGCCCUGCUUCAUCUCUAAUCCAUACCAAGGCAGAAUGAUUUGUACUCUGAACCCCACACCAAGCUCAUGCUCAGAUUUCCUGCCUCUGGAGCUGAAAUGACGCUCUGAGGCCAAGUCGUGGAACCCGGUCCUUUUCCAGAUGCCAAAGCUUCAACUCGGGCAGAUGAAGUGACUUCAUGGAGCAUCAAGAUCAAUAAGUUGUGCAGGGGCCAAGGACUCGAUCGUGUUCUCUGAGCUCUGGACCCUCUCUCCACAGAAGCUAAGCUUUGACAGCUUGUCGCAUACCCUAGUGCAGAAACCUCACCUGGGAGAAGAACAAGGCUGGAGAACAAGAUAUCCAAAAGGACACCUACUCAGCAGGACCUUUUUUACGGAGACUUUUCAACACCCCGAAUAGGAGGGAUAAUUUGGAUCAAGAGGCAGACAUCAUCUUGUAAACCAUUCCAUUUUGUGACCUAAACUCUGUGAUCAGUUGUGUGGUAAAUGGCUUCACUCCCUACCGGAAUCCGGCUUAUCACUUCAUUCACAAGGGAUCAAUGGUACAGGGCCUUCAUUUUUAUCUUGACUUUUUUGCUGUAUGCAAGUUUUCACUUAUCUAGGAAGCCUAUCAGCAUAGUUAAGGGCGAACUACAUAAGCACUGUGCUCCUCAUGGUAAGGUUAAACUCAACAUUGUAAAUGAAAAUGCCUUCCGCGCUCCUGCUGGGAAAAUAUCAGAUAAUGAAACUCACUGCGGUUGGGCACCUUUUGAUAAGAAGAACUAUCAACAAUUACUGGGAGCAUUGGAUUAUUCGUUCCUUUGUGCUUAUGCAAUUGGAAUGUAUCUCAGUGGCAUAAUAGGGGAACGCCUGCCAAUUCGAUAUUACCUAACGUUUGGCAUGUUUGCCAGUGGAGCCUUCACAGCUCUUUUUGGCUUGGGCUAUUUCUACAACAUUCACAAUUUUGGAUUCUACGUCAUCACUCAGAUAGCUAAUGGGUUGGUGCAGACCACAGGCUGGCCUAGUGUGGUGACAUGCAUUGGCAACUGGUUUGGAAAAGGAAGGAGAGGCUUAAUUAUGGGAAUUUGGAAUUCUCACACCUCUGUGGGGAAUAUCUUAGGAUCUUUGAUUGCUGGCUACUGGGUGUCUACGUGUUGGGGACUAUCUUUUGUAGUACCGGGUAUCAUCAUUGCUUCAAUGGGUACCGUGUGUUUUCUCUUUCUCAUUGAACAUCCCAGAGACAUAAAGUGUUCUUCCACACCAUUAAUUAGCUCCAAAAGCUAUGAGAAUGGAACAAACAGAUUCAGAGUGCAAAAACAAAUUCUGUACACCAAGGAUAAUAGCAAAAAUCUGGAUCCAGAGAUUCAGAGUUUGUUAUCAGAUGGCGAAAAUGGUACAAUUCAGCCAAAAUUUGUCACAGUACUGCACGGUGAUGGAGGAAAUGGAAUGGCGGCAAUCAGUUUCCUAGGUGCCUUGAGAAUACCUGGAGUCAUAGAGUUUUCUCUUUGUUUGCUAUUUGCCAAGCUGGUCAGCUAUACGUUUCUUUUCUGGCUGCCACUCUAUAUCACAAAUGUAGACCAUUUUGAUGCCAAAAAAGCUGGGGAUCUCUCCACUUUGUUUGAUGUUGGAGGAAUCAUUGGUGGAAUUUUGGCAGGGGUGAUCUCAGAUAGACUGGGAAAGCGCGCUUCUACCUGUGGACUAAUGCUGCUGCUAGCAGCUCCGACGCUCUAUAUGUUCUCUAUGGUCAGUAAAAUGGGACUAGAAGCUACAAUAGUUAUGCUUCUGAUCAGUGGAGCUCUUGUCAAUGGUCCUUAUGCAUUAAUCACAACUGCAGUCUCUGCUGACUUGGGUACCCAUAAAAGUUUGAAGGGGAAUUCCAAAGCUCUCUCCACUGUGACAGCUAUCAUUGACGGCACUGGGUCUGUGGGUGCUGCCUUGGGGCCUCUCUUAGCUGGGCUUAUCUCCCCCUCUGGCUGGAACAAUGUGUUUUACAUGUUGAUGGUAGCAGAUGCCACUGCCUUACUGUUCUUACUGCGUCUCAUACAGAAGGAACUGUGCUGCACAGGAUCCAUGCCUGGAGAACAGCGUCAAUUUAAAGAACACUAGCCAUAUCAGACACAAUCGGGGAAGAAUCGGUACUCAGCUCCAAAAAUGAUUGUUCAAGACACAGUACAGAGUAAACAAUUCCAUGUUGAAAAUCUUGCUUUCCCCAUGCAGUUUGCACACAGACCUGGAAGAGAUACAAAAGCAAAUGUGAUAUCCUUUUCCUUUAAGCACAUACAGAACCUCAGGAUUGUAAAUUCUCAGAGAGGUAAAAGCUGCUGAAAACUUCGGACUGGCUACUUUAGCUAAGGGCACACGGGAAGGAAACCAAGUGCCUGGCAUUCAUCUUCAUCAAACUAUUUGAACAAACUUGAGAAAAGAACAUAGAACUGAUAUGGAACUGAAAUGAAGAAUGAGCCAUUCUCAGGUUUCUAAGUGAUGGAAUACGACAGUGAUUUGAAUAUGCUGAAAAGAACAUCAACAACAAGCACCUAUUUAUUCUUUAACAAGAGACGAUGUCAUUUUCAGAAGUAUUAGUACCUAAUCAUAUCCACAAACUAGCAAAGAGGCCAUUGAUAUAAAAUAGUUUAACUCAAGUUUGAAACAAGCAUUGGAUUCACUCAAGCUUCAAUCAGAAGUAGUCGUGCCAAUCCCAAUAAAGGAUUUCCCCAAUUGUUCUCUAUAUACUGACCUAUGUCAGAUUGCUAUGACAAAUUAGUAUAGAACAAUGAAAUUAGCUGGGGUGAAAUGAGAAUGGCUAGUUGAGUCAUAUCAGAGGGUACCAGUCAAGCAACACAGAUGUUUCUGAAAGGUUUACAUGUGUUAGAAGCACUCCAGAAAGUUGUUGAGGAAGACAUCUUGUAAAAUGUCUCCACUUCAGUAAAAAAUUGCUCCUUGGUCAUCGUACUUCGAGCCAAAUUAUACACGAGGAUGAGCAAAACGAAAAAUGAAAAUUCAUAGGUUUAAUAUUUAGGAAGGGCAGUUUAUUCACAGGCAUAGUAUGGAUACGGUCUCUUUAUAGUUGCAUUGACCAUUUUUCCUCUUCAUUCUAAUAAAAUGAUAGAGAUUGUUUUUAGAUGUAGAGUAACACAAUAGAUUUUUUAAAUGUGUAUUGUGUUAUAUUCAGGUUAAAUAAAAUUAAAUGGCAUUUUGUUAUUUAUUAAAACAAACAGAAAUUUGUUUCUGAGUUUUAUUAAUGCUUGGUUGGUUUUGGAAAAUAUUCAUUUAACCUCCUUUAAAUAAAAAAAUUUCAGUCAAA